Messenger RNA from Lactuca virosa, 1236 nucleotides. Lineage: Eukaryota; Viridiplantae; Streptophyta; Magnoliopsida; Asterales; Asteraceae. The record is from the annotation of a GenBank genome assembly.
AUGCUGCAAGUAAUAAGAAGGCAGGAACAGGUUUUUGUUAGAAAAGUGAUUGAGCUGCAUGACAAGUACAUGGCUUAUGUAAAUGACUGUUUUAUGAACCACACCCUAUUUCAUAAGGCGCUUAAAGAAGCAUUUGAAAUAUUCUACAACAAGGGCAUUUCCGGAAGUUCAAGUGCAGAAUUACUGGCCACAUUUUGUGAUAAUAUUCUUAAAAAAGGUGGAAGUGAGAAAUUAAGCGAUGAAGCCAUUGAAGACACACUUGAGAAGGCAUUUAAGCUGCUUGCUUACAUUAGCAAUAAAGAUCUGUUUGCUGAAUUCUAUUGGAAAAAACUUGCUCGGAGGCUGCUAUUUGACAAAAGUGCCAAUGAUGAACAUGAAAGGAGUAUCCUCACAAAGCUGAAACAGCAGUGUGGUGGUCAGUUUACUUCAAAGAUGGAGGGAAUGUUACAAGUCUUUAACAGUCUCAACCAAGUAACCUGUGCAUCAAAUUGCAUAACUGGAUUAAGAGCGACUUCUUCACAUAUUGGUGAUGCUGGACCAGAUGGCGCCACUGGUGGACGACAACUGGCGGGUGAAAUUCGAGAGGGUGGGAGAAAACGGGUUCUCUCGGUUGUAGGGAGUUUGGAUGCUGCAGGAGAUUGUGAUGAAGCUGCUAACAACUCUGUGUUUCCCUUACGUGUUGGCACGAGGGGUAUUUCCGGUAUUUGGGUACCCGUUGGUGGUGAACUCGGCUGUUUACAGAGCUUGGACACCAAAUUCUUUUGGCCCAAAAUUUUAAGGUUUAUGUAUGCAAACUCGGGGACUUCAAUACACACUUGCUUACAACAAUGUAUACAAACUAAGGAAAUAGGAAAAGACACAACGGAAAUAGGAAACGUUUCAGAGCUUCUUCAAUCUUGUUGGUUGAUCCUGCUACAUGGCCAAUAAUGAUCUUUAGGGUCCGCUAGAAGGAUUGUAGAUUGCAGUUAAGCUUCUAUCUAAGACUUCACGCCAAGGACUUGAUGAAUUUAAGCUAACAAUGUUUUACUUGAUUUGGACAAGAAACCUAAGAUAUCAUACUUUGGCAUGGCUAUAAGCUUUGGAGGAAACGAGACUCAAGAAAAAGCAAACACACAGAGAGUUGUUGGCACAUAGUAAGCUAGAUAAUGCAAUUAUAUAUAAAUUCUGCUUCUCUUGAGUUCAUUUUUUUAUAACAUUUACUCACUAUUGGAAUAAUUAUUUGUAUUUGACAUAUUA